AUGAUGCUUCCACUAUUAAUUUCUCCUAAAUACUUUUAUUCUUAUCCUUGUUUCACUUAAGUUUUAAGGCACAAUUAUUAGCUUAUAUCCAACAAUUUCAUAUAUGCAGGAACUCUUUAAUGGACGUCAUAGAACCAGUCGUGAAUAUUGUGAAGGAUGUUGUACCUACAGUUAAGAAAUAUUUCAAGUAUCAGAUACGUCACAAUGAUUAUGUCAAUGAAUUCAAAGAAAUGCAAACACAGCUGAAGCGCCGACGGCAAGACGUUGAAGAAGAACUGCAUGCUCAACUUAGGCAGCCAGGGAAGAUUGCAAAGAAGGAAGUUCAAGCUUGGCUAGAGAAAGCAGACCAAGAAACUGCAGAAAAAGUGGUUGAAGAUCUAAUCUGCAAAGGGGGCUUUUUGACAUAUAUUUACUCCUCAAGAAAGCUCGAUGAAAGGACUCAAUCACUGACUGAAGGAAUAUUUAAGCAAGGAGAAAAGUACACUAGUGCCGAUGAGAGUUUGGUCGUAGAUACUCCCUCAAUUGAGUAUUGGGCAACUGUAUUUGAAGAAAAGCAGGAGAGGCUAAAGCACCGAAAGGAAGAUGUUGAAGCAAAUUUGAAGACUCAGCGUAUGCAACCUGGAAAGAUUGCAAGGAAGGAAGUUGAAGAGUGGCUAGAGAAAGCAGGCCAACAGAUUGGCAUAAAGGUUGAAGGUCUGAUCAACCAAGGGGGAUGCUCCUCUCUAUCCAACCUCAGGAGAAAAAUUGAAGAAUUGAAGCAAAUAUUUGAGCAAGGAGAAAAAUAUACUAAUGCUGGUGAGAGUUUGGUCACAGAUGUUUACUCAAGUGAGCGUGGUGCAGCUGUAUUUAAAGAAAUGCAAGAGCAGCUGAAGCUCCGACAGAAAGACAUUGAGGCAAAAUUGGAGACUUUGCUUCGGCAGCUCGGAAAGAUGGCAAGCAAUGAAGUUAAAGACUGGAUGGAGAAAGCAAGCCAACAGAUUGACAUAAAGGUUGAAGAUCUGAUCAGCCAAGGGGAAUGUUCCUCUUCAUCCAACCUCUGGAAAAAAAUUGAAGAAUUGAGGCAAAUACUUGAGCAAGGAAAAGAAUUCACUAAUGCUGUUGGGAUUUUGGUCAUAGAUGAUCACUCAAUCAAAGGAUUUCCACUUCUAGUGGAAAAAUGUAGUGGCAGGGAUGAUAUACAAGAAAAAAUUCUGGAAUGGUUGAAGGGAGACAAGGUUGCAAGAAUUGCAGUUUUGGGAAUGGGUGUGUCAAAAGACUUUAACAUUACUGUCCAGCAAAAAAAUAUUCUCCAGUUUCAGAAAAAGAUUGCACGUAGCUUGAAACUAGAACGAGAGGCAGAUCAUGAGAAUGAAACCACCAAGCUUGCUGCAUUGAUUUCACAAAGGUUGGGGCAGCUGGGCAGCUUCCUGCUAAUUCUGGAUGAUGUGUGGGAGCCUUUUUCUCUAGAAGAUGUUGGAAUUUCUAAUCCAGUUGGAAAUAAUGGUUGCAAGUUAGUGCUCACAACACGCUCAAAAGAUGUUGCUCGUGCAAUGGAUUGUAAUGUGAUCCAUGUCAACCCUCUUCCACCUGAAGAGGCAUUAGAAUUAUUCUCGGAGAAAAUUGGAGGUGAUGUGUUUUCAGAUGGAAAAAUUAAAAGAGAUAUAGAACCAUUUUUGAAGCAAAUUUUGCAGAAAUGUGAUGGAGUACCCCUUGCUAUUGUGACAGUGGCAAAAUCAAUGAAAGGGAAAUUACUUCCUCGUCAUUGGAAGUUGGCACUUUCUGAAUUUAGUAAAUUUGAAAGCAUUAUUGAUUGUUUGAAAUUCAGUUAUGAAUGCCUAGAACAACAAUGCCGGGAGUGUUUUUUAUGUUGUGCAUUGUAUCCUGAAGAUCAUGAAAUCUCAAAGGAGGAGUUACUUGAGUAUUGGAUUGAGGAGGGGCUUAUAUAUGAAGAAGGGAAAACUAGGGAGGCAAUGGAUUGGAAGGGUGAUGAUAUACUUGAUAAGCUAGUUGACAACUGCUUGUUGCAAUCGAUUAAAGGUGAAUUCGGAGAAGAAUUUGUGAGUAUGCAUGAUCUUCUCCGAGAAAUGGCACUGGAAAUCAGUCCUCAAUUCUUGGUGAAAGCCGACAUAGCCUUGGAGAAGUUACCAGAGGAGCAUGAAUGGAGAGAAAAUCUUUUGAAGGUUUCUUUAAUGCGGAAUCACAUAACAGAAAUUCCUUCAAGCAUGCCGUCUCCAAAGUGUCCUAUGCUCACAACCUUGUUGUUGUCCAGAAAUAAGAUUUCAACAAUUCCAGAAGCCUUUUUUGAGCAUAUGCUUGGGCUCAAGAUCCUUGAUCUUUCCUGGAAUGAACAGCUAUGUAGGCUGUCGAGUUCUAUCUUCAAAUUGGAAAAGCUUACUACAUUAUUGCUAUGUGGAUGUGACUCCUUAAGAAAGGUAGCAGCAUUAUCCAACCUUGUAGGGUUAAAAAAGUUAGACCUUUCUUGGACAUCAAUUGAAGAACUACCACAAGGCCUCAACUUGUUAACAAAUCUAAAAUAUCUUGGUCUUGGUGGAAGAUUAUCUGAAACACUUGAUGAACCGCUACAAAAUCUCUCCAAACUUCAGCAUUUACGAGUAACUGUCAAUCGCCGUGCCAAAACAGAAUUUAAAUGGGAGACGAGUGGAAUUUGGGGGAAGCUUCAAAACCUUGAAAGGCUGGAUCUUGAUUGUGUGAAUAACUUGAAUAUAGUGUUUGGGGAAGUGGGAGCAAUUGCUGAGUCAGCAUCGCUACCAGCUGGCACAUUUUCCUCUCUUCAAUAUAUUAGCGUUUCUGAAUGUGAUAAAAUAAAGAAGUUAUGCUCGGUAAGGUGGUUGGAAUAUCUUCGGAAACUACAGACUAUUGAGGUUUAUUGGUGUGAGCAACUGGAGGAGAUAAUAGGGUUUGAAUCUAAAGAAGGAGAAAAAGUCACUCUACCCAACUUAGAAAGGUUGGAAUUGAUAAGUUUGCCCUUAUUGAAGACCAUCUAUAGCGGUUCUUUGAUUUGUGAUUCCAUCAAGAAGAUUGCAAUUGCUUCUUGUGAAAAUAUAAAGAGUGUUUUUUGGUCCGGGUUCAACCCACUUCCAAAUCUUGAAUAUCUGGAACUUACAGAAUUAAAGGAUCUGAAAUCUGUGUUUGAUGAAGAAGGUCUUGGUUUAUCGCCACGUGUACCUCCCACAAGCUUUUUCUCUCUUAAAGAAAUUAGGGUUGAAUAUUGUGAUCAAUUAAAGAAGGUAUUCUCAUCUGGAUGGCUGCUCUGCUACUUCCAAUCUCUAGAGGCUAUUAAGGUUUCAAGGUGUUCGCAAAUGGAGGAGCUGAUAUCGUCAUCGGCACAUGAAGAAGAAAAAGUCACUCUACCCAAGUUAGAAAGGUUGGAAUUGACAAGUUUGCCCUUAUUGAAGAGCAUCUGCAGCAGCUCCAGUGUGUUGAUUUGUGAUUCCAUCCAAAGUCUGGGGAUUACCUACUGCGAGAAGCUAAAGAGGAUUCCUCUGAAUUUUCCCUUGCUUGGUAAUUCCCAAUCAUCUCAUCCUUCUUCCCUCAAAGAAAUUGUGGUAUCCCCAGAAGAAUGGUGGGAAUCAUUGGAAUGGGACCAUCCCAAUGCAGAAGACAUCCUUUUACCCUUCUGUUAUUUCACCUGACAUGGUGGUAGGGCGCACCGCAAAUGUAAGCCUUUUAAUCUUCAAUUUUCCAUUUCUGAUUCAACUCAAGAUGAGUUUUCCAUUCUUAAUAAAUCUCUCUCUCUCUCAUCUAUUCUUUUCUCCCCCAUUGGCAACAAUUGGGAUUCGGCUCGGUAACCACAAGAAAGUUGGAGGAAAUCACAUAUGCACUAGUUGCUGUUGCUAUUGGGUUUUCAAUGUAAUAUAAUCUUUGUUUUUAU
Messenger RNA from Rubroshorea leprosula, 3871 nucleotides. NCBI's taxonomy places the organism in Eukaryota, Viridiplantae, Streptophyta, Magnoliopsida, Malvales, Dipterocarpaceae. The record is from the annotation of a GenBank genome assembly.